UCCCGCGCAAUGCGCGGGUUAUUACCUAGUAAUGACUAAAUCAAAUUCAUGAUAAUCUGCUUGCCUAACUCAUAACCGGUGACGAUAAGUCUAAAUGUGGGUUUGAUAACGACUAAUUUUUUUUCAUAACCCACAAACAAAUCAUAUUAGUCGUGUUGGUACGAAAGUUCCUAUGCAGAUUGACAUCCGAGAAAAAUAAUUUCAUCUAUAAUAGCAAAAAUCUUUGAAGAAUUUAUUACAAUAAAGUGUGUGUUUUACAUUUAUAAUAAAAUCAUUAACGGUUUUGUUCCGCUAAUAAAGGUUUCUUCUGUGUUUGCAAAUUGCUUACGUUCAAAAUGGAAUCUUUCUAAUGCUGUAACGGUUUUACAAGGAUCCACAUAACGUAUCUCGCUGUUGCAUUUCUCUUUAUGGGAAUGUUCUCGAACGAGAUCAAUUUUGUAAGAAAUCAAUAUUGUCAGUUAUGUAUUACUAUUGUCCGUUUCAGUUCACUAAUGGUGGAGCUUCGCGUGUUGGUAAAUGUGGCCGGCCAUGCCGCAAUUGUCGUGCAGCAUCUUCUAUCAUGUAUCCACUUAGACUUGAUACAAAGUUUGGAUUUGCAAUCAAAAGAAUCAAGAAAACCAAUAAUUCGAUUCAGUCACUAUAGUGAAGUAGAAAAAGACAAAGUCGGCAGCAAUACGAUCAAAUCUUCAUCACACAUUUUUAGAAAGUGGAUACGGUUUGCAUCGAAUGUUAUUAUAAUUUAGCCAACUAUACAAAAACAUAUUUGCAUGGAAUCUAGUUUAUAUUUGUGUACAAACAGCUAGAAUAUAAAGUUCUUGAUUAUCAUUUUGAUCAAAACACAAUCAUCUCAAAUCGUUUAUGCUUGGCACGUCUAUCAAACUUUAUCGUUUUGUUCAUGUUUUUAUCUUCUAAAAUUUUGUUCUCUUUUAGCAUUUCAAACAAUCUAUAUUUUUUUACGCAUUAAGGAUAUUAGAAGUAGUAGUAGUUUACAAGAGAGGUGAAUUCCAAAUUACGCAAAGGAAGCACAAAGCUAGAAAGUUUCAGAGGCAGACACACCAAAGGAGCCCACCAAAGAUUAUGUUCACACUCCAUUUCUCUUCUUUCACAUGCAUUUUCAACUAUGUUUCGUAUAAAAGUAGUUGUAUUAAAAACAUUGCAUUUAAUUCUCUAACACCAUUAUUAUCGCUGACGUGUGAUGUUGAAUAAAAACUAAAUCUGAGUAGUGUAUCUAUGCAGGCCUGGUUGUAUGGAUCCACUUAGAAUAUAACUUAGAAAAACAAUUCAUUGAAUUUGUUAACUUAGACCAGUACAUUCAACUAUUACAAAUUGUACAGGAGCCGACAUUAAUCUUGAAUCUAAUAAAAGACCCUUAGAGGAUAAUUAACCCGGGAUUCUUAUGAUAGAGUUCUUAGCAGAAGUUAAGAAACUGUUUUUUAACUUCCGAUAAGAACCCCACUAUAAGAACCCGGGUUAAUCAUGGUCUUACGCUAAAUAAUAGAAACAGAACCAGCUAUAAACAUUUUUAAAAUAUAGAUGAUCUUGAGUAUAAAUUAUAAUAAAUAGAAAGAGCACCAGUUUCUGCCACUCUAUCCAACAUAAAUCUUAUAACACUUGUAUAUUUCAGCUACUUGAACUGCUCUUUGUUCCCGAUGAUUGGGUUGUGAGACUCAGCCGAAUAAAAAUAAAUCAAGGAUUCCAGAAACUGUGGAAGCGCCUACGGGAUUACAAAUGAUAAACCAACAUUUAUUAGAUUUAAUGAUUUUUACAAUCUAUUGUACGUUGCUUGGAGAAAAGAGAGAGAGAGAGAGAGAUCAAUCAUACACCUCCUACUAUAGCACAAACUUUGGUGAGAAAGUGCAAGAACCUUCCUACCGUCAAUGAUGAUCUUCUGGUGGCUACCCUGCAGUGCAGAUUUGUUGGUUUGUUUCCCUUCAAGAACCCACUUAGCUCUUACCUCAAAGCCCAUUUGUAGUCCACCUUGUCCCUCCGACUCCAACCGUCGCCAAGCAAACAAUUAAUAACUACGAAAGACUACUUGAUCCAAGUUUAAGCCCAUUAUGGCUCGUUACUUUGGAGAAAAUAAAAUUAAAGCAAAUCUCUUUCAAGUUUAAAGUUAUAUUAGGCUAUUAGCUGUACUUGCAGUUCACUUUUCAAUAUUCUUAUCGAAGUUCCCUGAACAAUAAAGUAUGUCAAGAUUUGAACUGAUAUCAUUACGAUUUACGAACACAUUCUUUAAUACAGUAAUCGUUUUUGUAGGCAUUGGGUGGUAUCAUCACUAUCAUGAUCCAACGGAUUGUUAUUUGAUUAGGUCACUAGUGCAAUUUCUAGACAUUAUUAUAUAAAUCUGCGAAGGGCGAUAGAGUGUAGAUCGAAAGAGAUUACGUUGUUAGUUUCGCUAAACCAUAAGUUAAUCCCCUAUUAUAAAACAAAAAUGUGGUCCUAGCAGGCUAGCAUACAUUUAAAUGAAAAAUAUAUGUGCUACAAAGACUACUACUAGCACAGAAUAUAUAUCUCACAUAUAAAUUUUUUGAUUAGAGAGUGAACCAACAAUAGCUUAUAGGUGUGAAUGAUGCUUCAGUCCCCAACUUUGAUUACAUGUUAAAAGAGUUAAGCAAUACAAUUACUUUUCAUAUGAAACAGGCUUCCUUUUGUCACAUUUAUCAUGAAGUUUGUCUCAGUUAAGAGCUUUUACGACCUAAAUAUAUCUAUUAUGAAAUAUGUUUCAGUGUGAUUUGAAAAAAAAAGACUUCAGCUUGUGAAAGAGUAAAAUGAACUGCUUAACUUUUUUUUUCUAAUGGGGCUGUUAGUGCCAAAGCCCUACCCACAUGAUCUCUCAACAUUGUCGCUCUCAGGAGUACAACUAAAUCAAACUCUAUCUUCAUCUACUUGAUCUUUUAAGAAAUUAAUAUAAAAACAAUAUUAUCCUUUACAUAAUUUAUUUAUCAAGGGAUUGCUCCUUAACGAUUAAAUAAAAGUGUUUUUCCCUAGUGCUAAAGGCCUACCUCUAUGUUGAUGCAACUUAUCAUGAUAACAAAUACCAAACUUUUCUUUGCAUCCUUUCAAUUAUUUGAUUGUUGGGGCCUGGUAGUUUCAAUUUAUUUGAUAUUUUGUCCAAGUGCAUGUAUAUAUCAUUCCAGCAAAUAUAAACUGUACUACUUCAAAGGCAUGAACGCAAUUAUAGCAUCAUUGGUAAGUUUAAGUUAACUAGAGUGAGAGCAGGGAAUAGAGCAUGCUUAUUUACCCAUUCCAUGUGAAUUCAACCAGUAUUCAACUAUAGUGGCAGCAACAAAGGGAAUGUUGUUGCUAUAGUUUAGUGAUAAGUUAGAAGGUAGUUAAACUGGGAGAUGAUUUUAUGAGUUUAUGGUUGAAGAUGACAAGAACAAAGUGAAAUGUGACCUUACAGCUUGUGAGUACCAUUGGAUAAAGAAACAAGCCUCGUGCCCUUCCAAUCUUUUUCCUCUUUAUACCAUUGUCUUUCUUUUUUCUAUUCAUAUAAUAAUAUGAUGAUUUUAUAUUGUAUUAACAAAAGUAAAGCCCACGAAACCUUUCCAACUUUAGUUUAUCGGAGCAUUCGACUAUAAUCACCCUUGUCACAUUCACAUGCCAAUCUUUAUUUUCGACAAAAUAAUGAUCACACUUGAUACACUAAGUCCUUAAGUUCAUCAUAUAUUUACAAACCCUAUCAAUCUAACAUUGGCAUAAAUCUCAAAGUGAAAUGAAAAACAAAUGAAUGAAGAAGAAAUGGUGACGACCAUUGAAUGCUGAAAGUGAAUAUUUCAGUUCAAGAAGCUUCUUGUACAUGAUGGAAUAAAGUUGUAAUGAACCCUCUUCACUCCUUUGAAGUCUUUGACCCCAUCACAUCUUCUUGCCAUAUUUAUCAACCAGUUUCACAGCAUUUAUUAUUUUCACAAUCAACAUUUAUAAAAAAAUAUAUUGAUAUUGCACCACCUAUUUUCACUUUCUAUAAAAUAGGGUUUCAAAUGAAAACAAUGUUUUCCCCUCAAAAGCAAAAGGCAUGUAAGAGCUGUAAGCACAGGCAUUUCAAAGCCUAGAAAGAAAAGUUUAUAAAAAAAGAACAAGAAUUUUAUAAAAAAACCAAACAUAAAAAGCUGAACCCUUCCAUUGUUGAGAGAUCGAUCAAAAAACCAAACCCCCCAAGAAAAACAAAAGCUAUGAUCAAAGGAAGAGAUGGAAACAGAGGACCUUCUUCUUCUUCUGGUUACUCUGCAGAUUUGCUGGUUUGUUUCCCUCCACGAACCCACUUAGCUCUUACUCCUAAGCCCAUUUCCAUCCCAUCUCGUCCCUCCGACUCCACCACCCGCCGUCCUCACCACCGUCGCCAGCACAGCAAACUCUCCGGCCGCGGAGGAGGAGGAGGACAUGGGAGUCCUGUUUUGUGGGCUAAGCAAGCGAGUAGUAAGAACAGGGGCCGUGACGAGAUAGACGAGCCCACUUCGCCUAAAGUCACCUGCGCCGGUCAGAUCAAAGUCCGGCCGAGUAAAUGCGGCGGGAGAGGAAAGAACUGGCGAUCGGUGAUGGAGGAGAUCGAGAGGAUACAGAGGAGUAAACCCCAGAGCAAGUUUUUUGGAGUGAAGAAAGAUGUGAUGGGGUUCUUGACUUGUCUGAGGAAUAUCAGAUUCGAUUUCAGGUGUUUUGGUGAUUUCAGACAUGCUGAUGUCACUAGCGACGACGAAGAUGAUGACGAUGGAGAAGAAGAAGAAGAAGAAGAGGAUGGAGAGGAGGAGGAUCCGAAGAGUGCUUUCUCCAAAUGGUUUAUGGUGUUACAAGAGGAACAGAGUAACAAGGAUAAGGACAACAACAGCAACAACAACAAGUGCGUUCUUGAAAACUCAGACGCAGAACCGGCGGUUCCGCCGCCGAACGCGCUUUUGCUGAUGAGGUGUAGAUCGGCUCCGGCGAAGAGUUGGCUAGAAGAGAGAAUGCAAGCGAAAACAGAGCAAGAAAACAGAGAGAAACAUCAAGAAGAGGAAACAGAGGAAGAUAACAGAGAGAGACAACGAGAAGAGGAAACAGAGGAUGAAGAGAUGAUGAGUAAGAAGGAUGAUAAGAAGGAUUUGAGAACACUAGUGGAGGAAGAGAAGAUGGACUUAGUGUUGAUGAGAUACGAUACUGAUUAUUACAAACUCUCUUCAGACAUUGCUAAGGAAACUUGGGUUGUCGGAGGAAUUCAAGAUCCUCUGUCCCGGAGUCGAAGUUGGAGAAGCUAAAUUUUUACCAUAUCUACUACUAUCGUUACUCACCAUUAAUCAUCGUAUUUUAAAAAUGUGAUUAAGCUUUUUUACUAUUAUCGUUUUUGAUUACCUAUUAAUUAAUCUUGAUACUGUUUUAUGGUUUCUUGGGUUGCAAGGAUUCCCAUGUCUUGUAUCUCAAAUGGUUUGUUUUUUUUCUUUUCUUUCUUUGUUUCGUGUAUCACGAGUAUUGUGAUGUAACACAAAUAUGUACAUGAUUUUUACUUUUACAAAAUAUGCUUAGUAGAUAAUUUCUUUGUA
Molecule: messenger RNA, 5510 nt
Organism: Brassica rapa (field mustard)
Lineage: Eukaryota; Viridiplantae; Streptophyta; Magnoliopsida; Brassicales; Brassicaceae
Product: ABC transporter F family member 4
Source: RefSeq, a predicted model, not a curated record